AUGGGCUCCCUUGACAGUACCACGACAUUCCCCAUCCUCCACGACACUCGUCCAGACGAUGUCUCCCUCCCCGCGUUCAUGGUGUCCACCACCCGAGGCUUCCUCCCCAGGGCCGACCCCAUCGUGACCCUGCCCACCGAGUUCCAGCCUCUCGAGUCCAUCCUGCAGCGCAUGCCCAUCACCACCCUCGAGGGAACGCCAGGUCUCCUGGCCAAGGGUACACUCGGCGACGAGGUCGACAGCCGCUUCCCCAACCUGGCGGGGGAGAUGGACAAGUACAGCCACGACCUGCCCAUGAUGAACGCCCUCUACAGGGACUACUCGUUCCUCGCCUCGGCCUAUCUCCUGGAGCCCUGCCAUCAGCGCUUCGUCAAGGGAGAGCCAUAUGGUCUUGGCCGUCAGGUCCUGCCUGCCAAUAUCUCGCACCCCAUCGCCCGGUGUGCUGAAAUCUGCGGUUUCAAGCCCUUUAUGGAAUACGCGGGCUCCUACGCCCUCUACAACUAUCGCCUCGAAGACCCAAAGAAGGGCAUGGAGUACUCCAACCUCCGCCUGAUCCGCGCCUUUGAGAACGGACUGGACCCGACCUCGUCCGAGGCAGGCUUCGUACUCGUACACAUUGACAUGGUCCGGAACUCGGGCCCCCUCGUCGACGGCGUGACAAAGUGCCUGGACAUUGCCGGGUCGACGACGUCGUCGUCCGCGCGCGGGACCACGGACGAGAGGACGCGGUUCAACGAGGGCCUGACGUCGGUCCUGACCGCGCUGCAGAAGAUCAACGCGGUCAUGGAGACCAUGUGGUCCAAGUCGUCGCCCAUGGCGUACACGUCAUUCCGCACAUUUAUCUUUGGCAUCACGUCGCAGAGCAUGUUCCCGGAGGGCGUCGUCUACGAGGGCCUCAACGACGGCCAGCCGCUCUCGUUCCGGGGCGAGAGCGGCGCCAACGACAGCAUGGUCCCGCUCAUGGACAAUAUGCUCCAGGUGCCCAUGCCCGAGACGCCCCUGACGGAGAUCCUGAGCGACUUUCGCGAGUACCGCCCCUCGAACCACAAGGCUUUUCUGCUGUACGUCAAGGAGCGCUCGCAGGCCGUGGGGCUCAAGGACUUUGCCCUCGGUCUGACCACCCCGUCGGAUACGGACGAGGACGAGGACGAGGACGGGAGCCUGCUGCGCGAGUCGAGGAGCCUGUGGAUCCAGAUCCUCAACCAGGUGCGCGACUUUCGCUGGCGGCACUGGUGCUUUGCGCGCGAGUACAUCCUCAAGAGGACGAGUCACCCCACGGCGACGGGCGGCAGUCCCAUUGUCACCUGGCUGCCGAACCAGCUCGAGGCGGUGCUGGAGGAGAUGGCGACCCUCUACGAGAAGACAAGGGGCGACAAUGGGCUGGGCCGCGUGGCGGAGACUGUGAUGGACGGGGCGAUGCGGCAGAGGGAGACGUUGAGAAAAGAGGUUGACAAGUACUGCCAGGAGAGGGGAGUCAGCAGGCCGUGA
Emericellopsis cladophorae is the source of this 1488-nucleotide messenger RNA. Its product is annotated as Indoleamine dioxygenase-like protein. NCBI's taxonomy places the organism in Eukaryota, Fungi, Ascomycota, Sordariomycetes, Hypocreales, Bionectriaceae. The record is from RefSeq and is a predicted model, not a curated record. The transcript is spliced from 2 exons. Bases 1 to 1488 code for a protein of 495 amino acids. Gene Ontology annotation, molecular function: heme binding; metal ion binding.